GACAUAUACAACGCAUUAAUCUUAACCAACAGUUUUCAGCGUGACCCAUUUGAAGUUUUAUAUCAAAUAAGUGAAACAGCUCAAUCUACAAAUACUCAAACAACCACUUCUUUAUCUAAUACACCAUCUGUUUCAACUCGUUCUAAUACACCUGACCUACUGGAUAGAGAAGAUUUCAACCUCGACUUAUUAUUUCAAAUUCAAGUAAACAUGACCAAUCAACGGAACAUUCAAAAUCUUACCGCAGCAGUUUAA
Funneliformis caledonium is the source of this 255-nucleotide messenger RNA. Lineage: Eukaryota; Fungi; Glomeromycota; Glomeromycetes; Glomerales; Glomeraceae. The record is from the annotation of a GenBank genome assembly.